AUGUCUCAUGCUCAACCGUCACCCACGGGAGCCGUGACCCCUCACCAUGGUCACCUCGCCGCCCACCCGCAGGUCAACGGCCACUUGCCCUUGCAAGCCCAGGGCCAGAAGGGUCCACCCCUCAGCACCGCCCAGAAGAUCGCCGCGCUGAAUGAGCAGGUGUGGCUUCAGAUCGGGAGCUUGACCGAGCUGCUCGGCGAUCUUGAGGGCGCCAUGAAUGCGUAUGAACAAGCCUUGCGCCACAACCAGUGGUCCAUCCCCGCCAUGAAUGCCAUCUCGUGCAUCUUGCGGACCAAGGAACAAUUCCCCAAGGCCAUCGAGUAUCUUCAGAAUAUUCUGAAACUCGACCCUACAAGCGGUGAAACCUGGGGUAGUUUGGGCCACUGCCAUCUUAUGAUGGACAACCUGCAAGAAGCGUAUACUUCCUACCAACAGGCGCUCUAUCACCUCCGGGAUCCCAAGGAACCCAAGCUGUGGUACGGAAUUGGUAUCCUUUAUGAUCGCUAUGGUUCUCUGGACCACGCAGAGGAGGCUUUCUCCCAGGUCAUGCGCAUGGCUCCGGAUUUCGAGAAGGCGAAUGAAAUCUAUUUCCGAUUGGGAAUCAUAUACAAACAGCAACAAAAGUUUAACCAGAGCUUGGAGUGCUUCAAGUAUAUUGUCACCGACCCUCCUCGUCCCCUUACGGAGGAAGACAUUUGGUUCCAGAUCGGUCAUGUCCACGAACAGCAGAAGGACUUCGAUUCUGCCCAACAGGCAUACCGACGUGUUCUGGACCGCGACCCCAACCAUGCCAAGGUCUUGCAGCAGCUGGGUUGGUUGUACCACCAGCAGAGCAACAGUUACGCCAGCCAAGAGAAGGCCAUUGAAUAUCUGGAGAAGUCCGUCAGCGCAGACAACACCGAUGCCCAGAGUUGGUACCUCCUCGGUCGCUGCUAUAUGUCGCAAGCCAAGUAUCCCAAGGCGUAUGAAGCCUACCAACAGGCGGUCUAUCGCGAUGGACGCAACCCAACUUUCUGGUGCUCAAUUGGUGUGCUCUACUACCAGAUCAACCAGUAUCGCGACGCUCUUGAUGCCUACUCUCGCGCCAUUCGCCUGAACCCAUACAUCUCGGAGGUUUGGUAUGAUCUGGGAACUCUGUACGAGUCCUGCAACAACCAGAUUGCAGAUGCCCUUGAUGCGUACGGUCGCGCAGCUGACCUGGACCCCACCAACGUCCACAUCAAGGCUCGUCUGCAGCUGCUCCAGAGCCAACUCUCUGGCUCGAACCAGAGCAAUGCCCCGGCCCCGCAACCGCAGGAUGUCCAUCCCCAGGCCUAUCAAGCUCCAGGUGUUGGAGGACCUCCGGCUCCCCAAUGGGGGGCACCAGCGCCCACCGGCGGACCGCCUCCUCAGGCACCGGCACCCCCCAGACAGAUUGCGGAUUGGAACCGUGGCAUCAACGAGCUCCAGUCUCAGGCCCAGGCUCAAGCUGCGGGCCCGAACGGCUAUGACCAGCGUGAUCCGGCUCGCCCGGCGGCUCUUCAGCAGCCGAGCCCAAGACAAGAGCCCGGUAGAGCGUUCCCAGAGACCGUCCGUGUCCAGCCAGGUGCUCGGUCUCCGAAGUCUGCUGUCCUGCCCGGACCAGGAGCUUACCCGCCACCCCAUGCGCUUCCUCAGAUUGCCAACCCUCCUGCGCCGUCUCAUGAUCGCUCUCACAGCGGUGCUACUGCUUUUAGCUCUGCUACUCGUGGUGCAUUGCCCCCCGCUCCAGCUGGACCCCCAGCUGCCCCCGGUGCGCCCAAUGGGGCUCCGGCUUCUGGUGGUCCUCUCCCUGCCUUCCACCGUCCGUUCACUCCUCCCACCGAAAUUCGGCCGAUCCGUGAGGAGCGACCCUCGUCGCCUGGUUCCACCUAUCCGCACCAGCAAUUCCACCAUGGCCCUAGCGUGCCUCCUGUGCAGGGCGCUGGCUCCACUGGUAUUGCUGGUGGUGCACCUGCUCCAGCGUCUGCCAUCACCGCUGCCGAAGCCGCUGCUCGCGAGCGGGAGGAUCGGCCUGGCUCCGCUAUGAAGCGUGGCCGCGAGUGGGAAGCGGAGCCUGGCCCAGCGAAGAAGAUUGCCAAUGAGGAGAGCCGCGCGCGUCUUGACGAGCAGAUGCCCCGUCGGGUGACUCCCCCCAACCGUAUGCCGUCUCCCGGGGAGAUGCAGCGCCGUAACUCGUCCGAGGCUCGGCGCGAUGAUCAACGCCGUGAUGAACCUUAUCACCCAUCUGAGGCCGCUCACCAUCCUCCGACUCUCCCGUCCAUCCAGAGUAUGCCCCCGCAUGCCUCUGGCUCCAGCCUUCCCCCGAUGGCGGAGAGCCCAGUUGCGCCUGCCAACGGACCCCAGGCCGGCCCUCCGGCCGCCCAGGUGCCCGUUAAAGAUGAACCCAUCCGCACUGGUGAGCAGACCCCCGCACACGAGCCGGCUGCUCGUAAGAUGGAUGUGGAUGAGAAUUAUGACGACGAUGGCGACGACGAGAAGAAGGCCACCGCCGCUGCAAAAGGCAGCCCUUCGGCUAGUGGCUCGGCGAAUGCCAGCAAUGGUGGUUUGAAUGGAAAUAGUCAGACGCCGCAGAAGCAGGAGUCUUCCGCGUAG
Messenger RNA from Aspergillus terreus NIH2624, 2613 nucleotides. RefSeq names its product putative transcriptional corepressor Cyc8 (gene cyc8). The record is from RefSeq and is a predicted model, not a curated record. Gene Ontology annotation, biological process: regulation of gene expression. The transcript is spliced from 5 exons. NCBI's taxonomy places the organism in Eukaryota, Fungi, Ascomycota, Eurotiomycetes, Eurotiales, Aspergillaceae. The coding region runs from base 1 to 2613 and encodes 870 amino acids. Gene Ontology annotation, molecular function: RNA polymerase II cis-regulatory region sequence-specific DNA binding; protein binding; chromatin DNA binding.